AUGAUGCCAUACGGGGGUCAACCAUUUCACCCCGGGCAACAGCAACCUCAACAGCAGCAGCAACAGCAGCAGCAGCAGCAGCAAACUACUCAAGCGCAACAUCCGUUGGGUGGCCCGCGCCAGCAUGUACCGUCGCCGUCGCUGGCCGCGGCACCGAAUUUGCCGCAACAUGGCAGUCCAUUUCCAGGGAAUAAGCCGCUAUUCAGAGCGCAACCGCAGCAACAUUUUGCAUCGCAGUCACCCGAUCUGCGCAAGAUGGCGCCGACCUCGGGUCCUUUAGCAGGGUAUCCGACAACUACUAGCUUUGCACAGUUUCCUGGUCAAUUUCCACCGCAGAGCUCUCCGGACUUGAUAGCUAGAAACCAAGACCCGAUGGCGCUGCAGAACUUACAGCGCAGCUAUAAUCCCAUGGCUCAUUUACAAAGACAGCCUGGAAUGAGUCCACCGACGGGUGUGCCUCAUCAGCAUGGCAUGAAUAUGCCCUCGCCACAGCAGUCGUUGAAUGGCCUGCCUCGGGUCGGAGUUCAUCAGAGAGAGAAUCAUUCCUCUGGCAGCCCCUCCAUGGCUAGUCCGUCUAUGAAUGCUAUUUAUCAGCAACGCCAACCUCAGUCACAGCCGCAGUCUCCUCAACAGACUCAUCAGCAGUUGCAGCAAAGGCAACAUCAGCAGUUCCAGCAACAACAGGAGCGCAUGCAUCAGCAAAGGCUCGAGCAGCAGAAGCUCCAACAGCAACAGCAACAGCAACAGCGUAUGGAACAGCAACGACUGGAGCAACAGCGCAUGGAGCAGCAACGUCUCGAGCAACAGCGUAUAGAGCAGCAAAAGCAAGCCGAGCAGCAAAAACUGGAACAACAGAAGCGAAUAGAGGAGCAGCAAAAGGCCGAGCAACACAAGCGACUUGAACAGCAGCGUCUUGAGCAAGAGCGCCUGGAGCAGGAACGCCUAGAGCAGCAGCGCCUUGAACAGCAACAGCAACAGCAACAACGUAUGGAACAGCAGCGACUGGAGCAGCAACACAUGGAACAGCAGCGUCUUGAGCAACAUUUGAAGCAGCAAAGAAUGCAAAAGCUACAAGCAGCUCAAGCACAUCAUCCAUAUCAGCAGCAACAUUCUCCUUUCUUGCAACAUACCCAAACCCAGUUCCACCAAUAUCAUCCGCAGCCCCAGGCUCAAAACCAAUAUACUCCCCAGCUCCCUCAAUUUUCACAAACUUCUCAACAGCCCCAGUUCCCUCAACCACAAGCGCAGUUCCAGCACUAUCAGCCACCUUCACAACCUUCAGCUGAGCCGCAAAGGGCAUCUGUGACCACCCAAGCAUCGACUGGGACCGUUAAAAGCGAAGAGCAGAGUCCUGCUCUGAAGAAGAUGUCCAAGCCCAAAGGUCGACCUCCUGGGGCUGCAAAGUCUCAGCCCACACCCCAAGUUGCAGCUCAAGUUCAACCUCCCGUGGGACAGACUCAUAUUCAGAGCGCUCCUUCCACCGUACCACUCACCACCCCUGUGCAGUCAAAUGGGCAGGCACAACCACAGGUGACUGAUGCCAUGGUGACCGGCGGUGAGCAACCGGUAACACCGCUUCCAAAGCGAAAACGUGGACGGCCGAGGAAGGAGGAAGUUGCCGCCAGGCAAGCUGCUGCGGCUGCGCAGGCGGCGGCAAAUGGUCAACCGAUUCCUUCUGGUCAACCAGGACAAGCAUCCUUUACGCCAAAUAUGACCCCGACUGCUCCGAGCAUUCAAACUCCUAUAAUUGGUCCAGAUGGCACUCCAUUGCCGAUGAAGCGGAAGCGUGGUCGUCCUCGCAAGGCGGAUCAAAUCGCAUGGGCCCAAGCUACCGGUCAACCUCUGCCCCCACCGAAGCCGAAGAAGCCCUCGACAGCCAAAAAGCCAACUGGCACCGGUCGGCCACGAGGGAGGCCUCGCAAAGCAGACGUUGCCGCUGCAGCUGCCGCCGCGGCAGCGGCAGCUGCAGGUGGUGAUCAAGCCCCGGUGGAGAACAAAUUCCCUGAUGACAAAAUGGACACCGACAUGGGUCAGAAGCGCGCAGCACCGGCUGACAACGAACCACGAAAGCGUCCUUGCCCGACACCUCCAUAUCCUCAAGGACAGCAUCUGCCACCGCAGAGCCAGCCACUCCCGCAAACUCAAGCUCGCCCACAGCAAGCCCAACCGAUGCAGCAGCAACAGGGCCACCACAUGCCCUCACACGGUCAGCAUAUGACACCGCAAUCAAGCCAACAUCUCUCCCCUCAACCCGGCCACCAUAUGGCACAACAAGGCCAGCUUCCCCCACAGCCAAAUCAGCCGAUGUCCAUGCCACACAUGCCGAUGCAUCAACACCUCCCACCUCACGCACCACGCUCUCAACACCCGCAACACCCUCACUUCAUGCAAAUGCCACCAAUGCAACAACUGCAACACCCGCAAUCUAUCCACGGACACCCUCAACCUCAAACCCAGCAGGCCCAACCCCAUCCGGGCCAAAGGACACCCGUCCAGCAGGGUCGCGCACCACCACCACCUGCACCCCAGCAUCAGCACCAGCACACAUUCCAAGUCCAGCUCCAACCCCAGCCAAGCUGA
This is a messenger RNA of Penicillium maclennaniae, 2580 nucleotides long. RefSeq lists its product as uncharacterized. The coding region runs from base 1 to 2580 and encodes 859 amino acids. Gene Ontology annotation, molecular function: DNA binding. NCBI's taxonomy places the organism in Eukaryota, Fungi, Ascomycota, Eurotiomycetes, Eurotiales, Aspergillaceae. The transcript has a single exon. The record is from RefSeq and is a predicted model, not a curated record.